This is a messenger RNA of Brassica napus (rape), 1780 nucleotides long. RefSeq names its product F-box protein SKIP19-like. Bases 561 to 1013 code for a protein of 150 amino acids. The record is from RefSeq and is a predicted model, not a curated record. The transcript has a single exon. NCBI's taxonomy places the organism in Eukaryota, Viridiplantae, Streptophyta, Magnoliopsida, Brassicales, Brassicaceae. Gene Ontology annotation, molecular function: protein binding.
AUGUGGUGAUUGUUUCAUCUUUCUUCGACCAGGUCUUUGAAAUCUGACUAUUUUCCACGGCCCAUGUGUGUACUAGAGUUAUGAUAUCUUGAUUUAACAGGCCGCCAAGCCCUAACGUUACUUUGCCUAAACUAUGUUGUAGAUACGUAAUUCAUGAAUAUAUGGUCUUUUUGAAACUGCUUCACACACUUAUAUAAUGAACCUGAGGCAUUUUGACCAUUCAGAGACGAUGCUCUCUUCCUCGUCGAUGUUGUCAUAUUCCUUGGGACCAUAUGGUUAUUGAGUAUUGGUUAUGUUUACGAAGAAAAGUCUUGGAACUUGAAAGUUGAAAUUAAUUCAAAAUGCAUAAACUAGCGUGGUGAAAAGCCCUAGUAUAUAGGAAAUUUUUUGAAAGUUGAAACUGCUUCACAUACUUAUUUAUUGAACUAGAGGCAGUUUGACCAUUCAGAGAAUAUGGUCUCUUCCUCUUAGCGCCGUUGCUGUCUUCCUUGGAAACAUAUAUGUCUACCAAAAGUCUUGGAACUUGAUACUACUUCACUCCCUUUAUAGUAUUUAAAUAGAUGGAGUUGAGACUGUAUGAUCAUCAGACAAAAAUGGCCUCUUCACCAUCGACUCCAGUUAUGAAAGAAGACGGAGAGUGUAGAAACUGGUCGGAGCUUCCGUAUGAAUUAAUGGCAUCGAUUCUGUGCAGGCUCUGCACCAUUGACAUAUUGGAAAACGUUCAGAAAGUGUGUACAUCAUGGCAUCGCGUCUGCAAAGACCCUGAGAUGUGGCGGAAGAUUGAGUUUCGUUACAUUGGAGAUAAGGAGUACAACCUUGAGAUCAUGUGCCGUCACGCAGUCGAUCGUAGCCAGGGAGGUUUGCUUGAGAUUGACAUUUCGUGUUUCGGUACUGAUUCUCUCCUCAACUACAUCGCCGAUAGGUUAUUAGUCUCUCUCUCUCUCUUUCUCAAAAUUUUGUAUAGGUUAGUUCAUAGCAGAGGUCACGUGGUGCUAGGAAAAUAUCUUUUGUGAAUAUGUUUUUUUUGUCUUAUCGUUCUCAGUUUCUAAACUGUUACACGCGAUUACUUGCAGGUCAAGUAACCUGAGAAGUCUUAAACUUACAUUAAUCUCGGUAACAACUGUGGGACUUGCAGAAGCCAUUGGGAAGCUUCCAUUGCUUGAAGAACUCCAGAUCACAGAAUUCGCUAUGUGGGAAGGUUAUCUGAAAGUUGUAGGCCAGUCUUGUCCUAAACUGAACACAUUGAAGUUAAACUGCUUUAGAAUUGGAUUCGAUCCUCCUUUUUACGUGAGUGACGAUGAUGCCCUAGCUAUUGCUGAGACAAUGCAUGGACUUCGCUUCCUCAAACUCUUUUCAAACGGUUUAACAGAUGCUGGUUUAAAAGCCAUUCUUGAUAAUUGUCCUGAUCUUGAACAUCUUGAUCUAAAUCAUUGUUUCAAUGUUAACUUUUCUGGAGAUCUGGAGAAGCGCUGUUCUGAGAGGAUCAAAGUUUUGGUACGACCUGGUAGUCCGAGAAUUUUUGAUUUUUCUAUAUUUGAGGACUCUGACACGCUAGAUAGUGAUCAUGACCUGUAAUUUAGCAGGUGAUAGUGACUAUUGUGACAACGAUCUGUAUGAGAUUUAAGAUGACCCGUUGGUGAAAUCUGUGUUUCUAGAUGCAUUGUGUUCGUUGGUGAAAUGUUUUCAGUUCUCAACUUGUUUAUGAGUACUAUUUUCUCUGUAAUGCAUCUUUUUCUAUGUUAAUUGAUUAUGAUGAAUCUAUUUACAACAUUAAAUAAAU